AUGAACCUGGCCAGUCAGAGCGGCGAGGCCGGCGCUGACCAGCUGCUCUUCGCCAACUUCAACCAGGACGUCACGUCCCUAGCUGUUGGUAGUAAGUCCGGUUAUAAAUUUUUCUCCCUUUCUUCUGUGGAUAAGCUGGAACAGAUCUAUGAAUGCACUGACACGGAGGACGUGUGCAUCGUGGAGAGAUUGUUCUCGAGCAGCUUGGUGGCCAUCGUCAGCCUCAAAGCUCCUCGGAAGCUAAAAGUUUGCCACUUUAAGAAAGGAACUGAGAUCUGCAACUACAGCUACUCCAACACCAUCUUGGCCGUGAAGCUCAACAGGCAGCGGCUCAUCGUGUGCCUGGAGGAGUCUCUGUACAUCCACAACAUCCGAGACAUGAAGGUGCUGCACACCAUCCGGGAGACGCCCCCGAACCCGGCCGGCCUGUGCGCGCUGUCCAUCAACAACGACAACUGCUACCUGGCCUACCCCGGCAGCGCCACCAUCGGAGAGGUGCAGGUCUUCGACACCAUCACCCUGAGAGCUGCCAACAUGAUUCCCGCUCACGACAGUCCUCUGGCCGCACUGGCUUUCGACGCCAGCGGAACCAAGCUCGCCACCGCUUCCGAGAAGGGGACCGUGAUCAGGGUGUUUUCCAUUCCAGAGGGGCAGAAGCUCUUUGAGUUCCGGAGAGGAGUGAAGAGGUGUGUGAGCAUCUGCUCGCUGGCCUUCAGCAUGGACGGCAUGUUCCUCUCCGCCUCCAGCAACACGGAGACUGUGCACAUCUUCAAACUCGAGACCGUGAAGGAAAAGCCGCAGGAGGAGCCCUCCACCUGGACCGGCUACUUGGGCAAGAUGCUCCUCAACUCCACCAGCUACCUGCCCUCCCAGGUCACAGAGAUGUUCAACCAGGGCAGGGCCUUCGCCACGGUGCGCCUGCCCUUCUGCGGCCACAAGAACAUCUGCUCCCUGACCACAAUCCAGAAGAUCCCCCGCCUGCUGGUGGGCGCGUCCGACGGGUACCUGUACAUGUACAACCUGGACCCCCAGGAGGGCGGCGAGUGCACCCUCAUGAAGCAGCACAAGUUGGAUGGCAGCAUGGAGACAACCAAUGAGAUCCUAGACUCUGCCUCUCACGACUGCCCCUUGGUGACUCAGACCUACAGCACAGCCACAGCCAAAGGCCCGCACGCGCCUGCCUCUCCCACGAGACUGGCCUACACAGAUGAGCUGGGGGCCGUGGGCGGCGCGUGCCUGGAGGAGGAAGCCAGCGCCCUGCGGCUGGAGGAAGACGGCGAGCACCCUCCCAUGAUCCUCCGGACGGACUGA
Messenger RNA from Pipistrellus nathusii (Nathusius's pipistrelle), 1311 nucleotides. The record is from the annotation of a GenBank genome assembly. NCBI's taxonomy places the organism in Eukaryota, Metazoa, Chordata, Mammalia, Chiroptera, Vespertilionidae.